This is a messenger RNA of Haliotis rufescens (red abalone), 6354 nucleotides long. Its product is annotated as protein GPR107-like. The transcript has 15 exons. Lineage: Eukaryota; Metazoa; Mollusca; Gastropoda; Lepetellida; Haliotidae. The record is from RefSeq and is a predicted model, not a curated record. Gene Ontology annotation, cellular component: Golgi apparatus; membrane. Gene Ontology annotation, biological process: transport. Bases 26 to 1807 code for a protein of 593 amino acids.
GACCGGAAACGUCAUAUGUUCCAACAUGGAGCAUAAGACGAAGAUAUUCAGACUCGAAAUGAAAAAGCUGCUAGUUUUCGUCAUCUCAUUGAGUUUGUGUUACGGGAAAAUACUGAAAUACGAUCUUGUGAAUGAUGACCGAAAACAGUUCACGCUCAGCACAUUUGGUUUUCUGCAAAAGGGAACACUGGAUGUGAAGAUCACAGGGUUCUCCUACAAGUUCCCAUCUGGAAUUUCACCCAAGACUCCUGUAUUUGGUUUUACUCUGGACAAGAGCAAAACAAAGGAGGUCUCGUCCUACAUUGAGAACAUGGAAGACAGUUGUAUACUAAACAAAUCUCAGGCUCCAGCAGACAAGUCAGUGUCCAUGGUCUUCUUCAUUAUAGAUCAAGUGCACAAAGAGCUGAUCGUGAAGCACAGGCAGGGGGACAAGGUCUCCAGCCUCCUCCUCAUCACAGAGACUGACCGAGACACCUACCUUGACAACAACAACCUCCACCGCAGAGACACAUCAGCCGUCAAGAAUUCCCAAAUCGUCAAUUCCCUCUCCGACAAGUCUCUUCUCCACAGGCAGAAGCGCCGGGCUGCCGGGGAUGCACCAACUACAGCAUCAGCAACAACAUCAGCACCAUCAGCAGCUACAUCAGCACCAUCAAAUUCCAAUCACACUGCAGGAAAAAGUACUUUGAAACUGGCCCCCAAUGACACUCUGGUUUUCAAAAUGAACGAAACUGACGGAGUGUUGACUGGACAUUUUCUUGUAGCUAUCAAGACCAAGCAGGAGGAGGGGCUAUAUAACCUGUUCUUCCAUAAUUGCUACAACUAUGACCAUAAGGCCAAGUCCAUGGUCAACCUCUCUCUGGAGAUUACAGAGGACAACAACGGCAACUUCCUGUCUGCAGGACAGAUGCCCGAGCCAGCUCUCUACUUCACCUUCAGCCUCAUCUUCUUCAUCGCUGCAUGUUUGUGGCUCGGCGUGAUAAAAAAGAGCGAGGUGUACAAGAUCCACUUCCUCAUGCUGGCUGUCGUCUUUGUGAAAAGUCUCUCCAGCGCCUUCCAUGGGGUGAACAGCUAUUUCAUUGAGGUGACGGGAAUCCACGAAGAAACCUGGGCCAUCCUAUACUAUAUUGUGUACUUAUUCCGGGGAGCGUUGAUGUUUGUAACCAUCCUCCUGAUUGGUGCAGGCUGGGCUUUCAUCAAGCACAUGCUGAGUCAUAAGGAGAAGAAACUCUUCCUUAUUGUCCUACCACUGCAGGUGCUGGACCAGGUUGCGUGGGUGAUCGUCGAGGAGAGUGAAGAAGGACAGGUGUUGUACACCACGUGGAAGGAAAUCUUCAUCCUCUUUGACCUUCUGUGUUGUGGAGCAAUCCUCUUCCCAGUUGUCUGGUCUAUCCGGCAUCUCCAGGAAGCUUCACGCACAGAUGGCAAGGCAGCUAUGAAUCUCAACAAACUUAAACUAUUUAGACAGUUUUAUAUACUGAUUGUGUGUUUCAUCUAUUUUACGAGAAUAAUAGUUUAUUUGCUGAAGAUCACUCUGCCCUUCAAGCUGGAAUGGUUGACCGAACUGUUCAAGGAACUGGCCACGUUGAUCUUCUUCGUGGUGACUGGGUACAAGUUCCGCCCCGCCUCUGACAACCCCUACCUCCAGGUCCCUCAAGAAAGUGAUGACGAGAUCGAGAUGGAGGAGGUGCUGACUCAGACAGGACUGAUGGACAGUGUGGUGAAGGUGAACCAGAGAUAUGAGGAGAAGACGGAGAGUACAGAGCCGCUCAUUAAACAGAGGGAAAGUAGCCACGAGUACGACUGAAGAUAGAACAAGCCUGAUGAACACAACAGAGACAUGGGAACACACGGAACCAGGGAACACAAGGAAGCAGGGUUCUAAGAUGAUUAUUGAUGUCAUAUUUGAAAAGUCUGUCAGCCAGGUCGUUAACCUGGGGCUCAGUCAGACUGUAUGGUGGAAAAUAUUUUCUUGAUGCACAGGUUCUGACAUCAGUAUAAACUCAUUCCAUGAAAGUAAAUUUGUUCCAUUCAGACAAAACUCUGAGUUUUUACAUCAUACAAGAAAAAACUGUCUUAUUAAAUCAGUUGUCAUUAUUUUGUAAACCUGGAAAGCACCUUGACUGAGCGUGGUAGAAGGCCAUGAAAUCCCACUCCACUGGGUACAGUGGGUACAGCCUCAUUGUCCAGUGUAUUAAGUCUCCAUUCUCUUAUCAUAACAUAAGUACCCUGGAUGAAUUCGCUAUCAUACGUUUGUUUUGAAACUAUUCGAUUGACACAACAACAAAAAUAGACAUCCAAUCAAAUUAUUCUGAAAUUUUUACGAUUGAAACAAGCGACAAAAUCACACAGGUUUCAAUGUCGCCUCAAAUACAACCGAAACAUCUUGGAUACGGAACCCUAUUACUUAGGAAAUCGUCUUUCCAGCUUCAACUUUGUGACGUGUUCUAAUUUGCAAGGUCGUGAUAUUGUAAAUGUAGAUCUAACCAAACUGGCAAAUGAAGAAGCAUGUUAAUUGGUUGUUGAAUUUCAUUUCAUGAGCAAGAGAAAUACUGUGCUGAGUUUGUGAUAAGAGAGAUGUCACUUCCAAAACAAAGCGAUGGUGGUGAAUGGGUCCAGGGUAGUUAUCAUAAUAGAAUGGAGAUAACAUACCCUGUAUUAUAGAGGAUGGACAUGGUAGAAAUCUUUAUACCUUUUAGGGAGAAGAAUAUUUACCUAUAACUAUAGGAGUCAGUGAAUGAAGUGUAGAUAUCCUAUUUGUUGCUGCCUUUUUCAAAACACAGACUCAGGUCAAAGAAGGAGAAAUUGCCCAAAAAAAUGUUGUUGUUUUUAAAAACUCUUGGAGUAUGAUUCGCAGGGGAAAUGAAAAAAGGAUUAAUUUUUUUUAAUUUUUUUUUAAAAAUAAUUUUCUUUGCUGACAGAUUUUAUAAAUUCUAAAUAUAUAUAUUAUUAUUGUAUCAUCGCUAUAUGGCUGCAAUAUUGCUGAUGUGAUGUCAAAUUUUAACUAUUCAAAUAACAAUAUACAUAUUUAGUGUUGAUGUAGAUAUUUUUUGCAAAUGUGCUAAAUGAAUAAAAACCUUGUUAAAGUCAUUUAUUUCACAUUUGUAAAGUGGCAUUCUGAGGCUACAGCAAUCAGGACCGUAUGCUGUUAUGUUGGAUGUUGCAUGUUGUUAGAAAGUCAGUACCAGUGUGCUCAAUGGCUGUGUGUUGAUGUAUUAUUGAGUAAACUUGAAACUGACAACUGGUUGUGCCUGAUCAGACUGACAGCUUGGCUGCUGUGAUGGUGGGUAGACUGUUUUUCUGCUUUGUGCAUUUUGAUGUAGGUUCCUGCCACACUUCAAAGAACAAAUAUCUUUCAGAAUAGAUUUAAGUGUUAUAUAUACUGAACAAAAAGGUAAGGGAUUGUGAAAAUUUUGGGGGAUAUUUUUAUGAAUGUGUGUGCUGUGUCUUCAUUUCAAAAUAAUAUCCCUAAAAAUAUCCAUGAUCCCUAACUUUUCUUGUUCAGUAUAUUUCAGGGAGGGGUCAUGAAAGAUGAGACACUUUCAGUUGGAAUUUUUUUUUAAAACUUUUGACUUUUUAGACUAUUGCAAUAAUAACUAUUUUAGGCAAAAGAUUUAGUAAAAAGAAAUUUGCUUGAUUGAUACUAACAAAUUAUGUCAUAUUUCGCUGUUAUAUGUGUAAUGAUGAAAUUUCUAGUUAGGGUGUCAUGCUGUAGUCCAUCAGAUCAAUCUUGCCACUGAAACUCCCAUGCUCACUCACUCACUCAUCCCUACCCUUUGUCCCACACUAAGUAAUACUAAGAUCAAAAUGCUGACACAGCUAUAUAUUUUGUCAAGGAGAAGGUUGUGGUGCAGGGAUUUGUAUGCAAUAAGUGCAGACUAUGUAGCUUUCACUGACAAUCGUGUAUUUGUGCACAUAUUUAUGGUAGUAAUUCAUGUCAUGUAUUACAUUAAAUGUAAAGAUUAAGUAUCCUAAUAUUUAUUGUUCGUUGAUUAUCUCAUUGAUAUCAGUAUUAAACUCUGUUGUACACUCUCAUCAUGUGUGUGUUAAAUUCUUAUGCGAGUGUUUGCAUAUGUUUGACUAGUAUCUAUGGCAAGUCAGUGGCUGAUUGUCAGAUGUUAUAUUGCCACAUGGUUUCACCCUAUCUUAUUGUGGGUACCUGUCAAUCUUUACGGUGGCCGAGCCAUCAAAGGCAACGCAGUUUGCAGUGCAAAGUUGCUUCCUUUGGGCAUAAAAGAAACCUAUGUUCGUGGGUUCACAUACCAUUUCGCCAAGAUUGUUUCUUGGUUUGUCAGCACCAUACCCGUGCUCGUGGGUUUCACCAAAGUGGUAAACGUCUGAGACCUGCAUCACUUCUGGCUUUCCUCUCACAUCAGCUGACACGCUGUGAUAUAACUGGAAUACUGUUCUAAUCAGCGUUAAACCCAACUCACUCACUCACCCUUAAAGUCAACUUUAUAUGAUGGGUGUUGAUAUCUUAACAAACUGUGACUUAUUUGAUACUUAUGUUUGUGGAAUGCUAUACCAUGCAAUGCCUCCUCAUUCUGAGAUUCAGCCAUAGCUCCUAGUCUUACAUAUCACAGUACACAUGUAAUUGAUACUUUCUGCUCUGUACAGUCAAAGUCAACUGUAUAUCACUGUAUAUGAUAUUUUAGUCUUUGUAAAUAGGAAAUUAUAUUUCAUGGGUAAAAGUUAUUAUUUUGUAUAAAUCUAUAUUGUAUCAUGCUUGUGUAUGUAGGUACCAUUCCAGUGUCCAACACUAAGUCCAUGUGAUUUACCUGUUUUACCUGUGUUUUACCUGUAUAGCAAACCCAUCAGUUACCUGUUCUGCCUCCCACCAUGUUGCUGCAGACUUGAUGACAAUACUCACUCACUCAUUCUUUUGAGGACUCGGUGUCCCAGUCGUGGCAUCGGAUUUCACUGUGCAGAGUUGCGUCCCUUAGGCGUGCCAGACCUUAGAAUCCUGGCUUUGUCCUGAUUGCUUCUAGGUUUAUCUGCUACCAAAUCUGUGUUCGUGGGUUCCCCAGAAUGUAUAAGACCUGCAUUGCUAUGGGCUUUCCUCCCACAUCAUGCUGACAUGCCACAAUAUAACUGAAAUACUGUUCAAAGCAGUGCUAAACCAAACUCACUGUUUUGUGGUUGCUGAGGCCCUAAUACUCUAAGGAACAAGACCCUUAAACUGGGGUGUGUGGUCGCCCUGUGGAGAUAGGUCAUGCUUGUGUCAUCCAACUCUAAGCUUGGUGGGCGGUGGGGUAGUCUAGUGGUUAAAGUGUUCACUCAUCACAACGAAUAGGUACAAUGUGUGAAGCCCAUUUCUGGUAUCCCUUGUAGUCAAAUGGUUGGAUGUUAGUGAAGUCCUAUACAUGUAAUUGGCUUCCAAGCAGCAUUUCCAGGAAGGGCAUUCACCAAUGUGGUAAAUGCCUUUGACACGUACCAUGUUGUAACUUACAUAUCGUUCAUAUCAGCAUUGAACCCAAUUUACUGCUGUUUCAACCGUUUCUUGGUUUUCAAAGUGUCUCAUCUUCCCUGGUGUAGGUUGCAAGAGUAAUGUGAUAUACUUCUCCAUUUUUGAUAGGGAUAAUCGAAUGUGUCAUUCUAUCUAAAUACACAUUUGGCCUAUUAUGAGAGUCAGUUUUGUGAAUCAUGGAGAGAUCAAAACAUCCCCAUCAAAAGUGAAGUGGUAUAUAAUAUAACAUGAAAUGAUACGACACAGUGAAUCACUAGGAUCAUGUAAUGUUAUACGUUUUACCUUACCUGACAACACACAGUGCUAUUGCAUUUAUCCUGAAAUGUUCAUAUCAUUGAAAUGAAACGGAGUCAAUCACAAGGGUCAUGUAAUAUUAUGUAACAUUGUUAUUAAAUUAAACAGCAGUCAAUCACAAGGGUCAUGUAAUAUUAUGUAACAUUGUUAUUAAAUGAAACAGUCAAUCACAAGGGUUAUGUCAUAUUAUGUAACAUUGUUAUUAAAUGAAACAGCAGUCAAUCACCUGUGUCAUGAUAUAUUAAGUAACAUUGUUAUUAAAUGUAACCACAGUCACUCACAAGGCCAAUGUAAGCAAAUGUAAUUUCUCUUUCAAUGCUUUAUGUGGCUAGUUUGUUUUUUCUUUCUGGAGUUCAGUAGUUGGUUUUUGGUUUUUGAUUGGGAUAUUUUUGGAAUUCAUAAUGUUGAUGUAUUUGAUGUUUGUAUGGGGUCAUCUGUCUUUAAAACCUUCUUCAGCAUGCAUUGUAUGAUUGUGGAGUGUUUAAAAAAUGCAUCUGUUUUGUACAGAAAGACUGUUCUCGGUGUCGUCUUUAAUUUGCAUGUAUGUAAAUAAGUCUUCAUUCAAUUAAUAAAUAUAUAUAUUGUAAAUGUCA